GGACAGUAACAGAAGGCGUCUUCACCAGAGUCACUACAGAAGUUCUGCACACAACUAUUUUGGACAGCUGUUGAACUACACGCGCGUACAAUCUAAACUCGAUGUGAACAUGUCGGGCAAGUUGUCUUACGAAGCCCAAAACUUUCUCUGAACGACAUUAAACUUUGAACGUUUUUUUCCAAGACGUUUUGCUUCGGACCAUCCGCAGGUUUUCAACUCCAGGACCACUCCGGAUCCAUAGGACCGACCUUGCGUCUGAGCUGAGGGAAUCCCAUUGCGAUUCGAGUGAUCAGUAGUGACACCAAUCAUGGGCAGCAAAACUCUUCCAGCCCCGGUCCCCCUCCACCCCUCCCUGCAGCUGGCCAACUACUCCUUCCUCCAGGCCUCCAAUGGCUUCCAGCUGCCCACGGACCAGGUCCCUGGCAUCUAUAGCUUCAGCGCCCUGCACGCCAUCCACCUCCACCAGUGGACCCUGGGCUACCCUCCCUUUGGUGUCCCCCGCUGCACUUUCUCCAAGCUCCCAGCCCUGAUGGAUGGCCGCUUCCCCGGCUUGCCUUCCAUCCCUAUUUUCCCCCACCUGGUCCAGCACAAGGACCAGGCCACUGCGGCCGCCACAGCAGCUACCUCCAUGAAUCUCCUUCAGGGCUCCAAGAACAAGCCCCAGCCACGCUUUGACUUCGCCAACCUGGCCACCGCCGCCACGCAGGAGGACCCGCUGAAGGCAGAGGACCUGAGCAUAACAGGGGCAGCCGCCACCACUUCUCCUCGCCAUGGCGGUCUAGGCUGUCUCAUAGAUGUAGCCAAGCUGUCGUCGCCCGAGCGCAAGCCUAGCCGUGGCCGCCUUCCCUCCAAGACCAAGAAGGAGUUUGUGUGCAAGUUCUGCGGCCGCCACUUCACCAAGUCCUACAACCUGCUUAUCCACGAGCGGACACACACGGACGAGAGGCCGUACACCUGUGACAUCUGCCACAAGGCUUUCCGGAGGCAGGACCACCUCCGAGACCACAGGUACAUCCAUUCCAAAGAGAAGCCCUUCAAGUGCCAGGAGUGUGGAAAGGGAUUUUGUCAGUCCAGAACUCUAGCUGUCCACAAAACGCUGCACAUGCAGGUGAAGGAACUAAAGCCAUCCAAGAUUAAGUGAUGUCAAUACAUUAAAAAAAGAGACUAGGGGACACUGGAAACAAUAAGAGUGAAGACUAAAAAGGAGAACAAGACAAAAUGACCAAAGACGGGGGACAUUGUGGAGCUGACCAAAUAUAGGGGACUUUGUGGGGCUGACCAAAGACGGGGGGACAUUGUGGAGCUGACCAAAGACAGAGUUUGUGGAGCUGACCAAAGACAGGGGGACAUUGUGGAGCUGACCAAAGACAGGGGGACAUUGUGGAGCUGACCAAAGACAGGGGACAUUGUGGAGCUGACCAAAGACAGGGGGACAUUGUGGAGCUGACCAAAGACGGGACUUUGUGGAGCUGACCAAAGACAGGGGGACAUUGUGGAGCUGACCAAAGACAGGGGGACAUUGUGGAGCUGACCAAAGACAGGGGGACAUUGUGGAGCUGACCAAAGACAGGGGGACAUUGUGGAGCUGACCAAAGACAGGGGGACAUUGUGGAGCUGACCAAAGACGGGACUUUGUGGAGCUGACGAAAGACAGGGGACAUUGUGGAGCUGACCAAAGACGGGACUUUGUGGAGCUGACCAAAGACAGGGGGACAUUGUGGAGCUGACCAAAGACAGGGGGGCAUUGUGGAGCUGACCAAAGACGGGACUUUGUGGAGCUGACCAAAGACAGGGGACAUUGUGGAGCUGACCAAAGACAGGGGACAUUGUGGAGCUCAAGUGCCUGGAACAUAGAAUGAGUAGAACAUCUCUGAACUUGAACAAACUGAAGUUCUCUGAACAGAAGAAAAGUUAUAGAAAAAGUUAAAUGUUCACCAACAAUUCACCAGCCAAGGAAGGAAGCCGUUGUGCUCAUCGUGGGGAACGAUUCUUCAGAGAGAUGUGAAAAUCCUGGAUCUCUAUGAUGUAUCCAGACAAUAUCCAGGAGCACCUUGUACCAGAUCUAAGUGGUUUCUCCACAUUUAGUUAAGAGAUAAUUAGGCUUAAUGACUUUGAGGCAGUGUAUUGGUUGGGCAUGAUGAAGCCCAAUGGGGCGAAUGGAUCAUACAUCAUAGAUGUAUGGAAUGUUAUCUUGACCUCUCUGACAAAGUUGACCUCUCAGACAUUCCGAAAGACUCAAAAUUACAUUUUUUUGAAAGGGACAUUUACGAGUCUAAAGCAGUCUUUGUAAAAAACAAAACAAACCAAAAAACAACUAAAUUGGUUAAAGUAAUGUCAGCAUAACGUUAUUCCUCUUCCAAAGCUUACAUUCCAAUGUUAUUUUUUUGUAUAAUUGUAUUUUUUGCACUUUAACCUGAUUAUUGAUUAUUUACAUAUAUCACUGGAUUCCUAAAACUUAUUUUGAGAAAAUAAAUAGUAAUUUUCUAAACAAAAUCUA
This is a messenger RNA of Salmo salar (Atlantic salmon), 2497 nucleotides long. Its product is annotated as odd-skipped related transcription factor 1. The record is from RefSeq and is a predicted model, not a curated record. Gene Ontology annotation, molecular function: DNA-binding transcription factor activity, RNA polymerase II-specific; RNA polymerase II transcription regulatory region sequence-specific DNA binding. NCBI's taxonomy places the organism in Eukaryota, Metazoa, Chordata, Actinopteri, Salmoniformes, Salmonidae. Gene Ontology annotation, cellular component: nucleus. Gene Ontology annotation, biological process: urogenital system development; regulation of transcription by RNA polymerase II; embryo development.